CCGGAACUCUCUUGCACUCUUCCGAUCUUCAUAACUUCAUUCUCUUCUUCAUCUUCUUUCAUUUUCUCGAUCAUUCUCUUCAAACCCUAUAAAUCUCAAUCUUCAACUCAUUCACUCCAUAAUUCAAAAUAUCAUUCAAUCCGUAAAAGACUUUCCGAAAAAUCUCUGUUCUUCUUACUUACACAGAACUCUCUGCUUUCUGAAAUUCAAGCUUUUCCGGCUAUGGCGGCGAAAACUGAAGGCAAAGCCAUUGGUAUCGACCUCGGCACCACCUACAGCUGCGUCGGCGUUUGGCUCAACGAUCGCGUUGAAAUUAUCCCAAAUGAUCAAGGUAACCGAACCACUCCUUCUUAUGUUGCUUUCACCGACACUGAGCGUUUGAUCGGCGAUGCGGCGAAGAAUCAAGUCGCUAUGAAUCCUCAGAAUACCGUCUUCGACGCUAAGCGGUUGAUCGGCCGACGACUCUCCGAUCCGUCUGUUCAGAGUGAUAUGAAGCUCUGGCCAUUCAAAGUGAUUGCCGGACCGGGAGACAAACCGAUGAUUGUUGUUAAUUACAAAGGUGAAGUGAAACAGUUUGCUCCGGAGGAGAUUUCGUCUAUGGUUUUGAUUAAGAUGAAGGAAAUCGCGGAAGCAUUUCUAGGGCAAACUAUCAAGAACGCUGUAAUUACGGUACCUGCUUAUUUCAACGAUUCACAAAGACAAGCGACGAAAGAUGCUGGUGCGAUUGCUGGACUCAACGUGAUGCGUAUCAUUAAUGAACCAACAGCGGCGGCGAUUGCGUAUGGUUUAGACAAAAAAGCUUCUCGUAGAGGCGAACAGAAUGUUCUGAUCUUCGACCUCGGCGGCGGAACUUUCGAUGUGUCACUUUUGACAAUAGAAGAGGGGAUUUUCGAGGUCAAAGCCACCGCCGGCGAUACACAUCUCGGCGGCGAAGAUUUCGAUAAUAGACUUGUGAAUCACUUUGUUACAGAGUUCAAGCGGAAGAACAAGAAGGAUAUAAGCGGGAAUGCUCGGGCAUUGAGAAGGUUGAGGACGGCGUGCGAGCGAGCGAAACGAGCGCUGUCCUCGACGACACAAACGACGAUUGAAGUCGAUUCGCUGUACGAAGGUAUCGAUUUCUAUGCGACGAUCACUAGGGCUAGAUUUGAGGAAUUGUGUAUGGAUAUGUUCAUGAAGUGUAUGGAGCCUGUGGAGAAAUGUAUUCGUGAUGCUAAAAUUGAUAAAAGCCAAGUUCAUGAGGUGGUUUUGGUUGGUGGGUCUACAAGAAUCCCCAAAGUUCAGCAGCUUCUACAAGAUUACUUCAAUGGAAAGGAGCUUUGCAAAAGUAUCAACCCAGACGAGGCUGUUGCUUAUGGUGCUGCUGUUCAGGCUGCAAUCCUAAGUGGGGAAGGAGACGAGAAAGUUCAAGAUCUGCUGCUACUCGAUGUCACGCCGUUGAGUCUCGGGCUAGAGACAGCCGGCGGUGUGAUGACCGUCCUAAUUCCAAGGAACACCACAAUCCCAACAAAGAAAGAACAAAUCUUCUCAACAUAUUCAGACAACCAACCAGGAGUUUUAAUCCAAGUAUACGAAGGAGAGCGAGCAAGAACCAAAGACAACAACUUACUCGGAAAAUUCGAGCUCACUGGCAUUCCUCCAGCACCAAGAGGCGUGCCACAAAUCAACGUGGUGUUCGACAUCGACGCCAAUGGCAUCCUAAACGUAUCGGCAGAGGACAAAACUGCAGGAGUAAAGAACAAGAUCACAAUCACGAAUGACAAGGGAAGAAUGAGCAAAGACGAGAUAGAGAGGCUGGUGAAAGAGGCAGAGAAGUACAAAGCAGAGGACGAGGAGGUGAAGAAGAAGGUUGAAGCUAAGAAUGCAUUGGAGAAUUAUGCAUAUAAUAUGAGGAAUACGGUGAGGGACGAGAAAUUUGCUGGGAAAUUGAAUCCAGAGGAUAAACAGAAGAUUGAGAGAUCUGUGGAGGAAACAAUUGAAUGGUUGGAUAGGAAUCAGUUGGCUGAGGUUGAUGAACUUGAAGAUAAGCUGAAGGAGCUUGAGGGUGUCUGUAAUCCCAUCAUUGCUAAGAUGUAUCAGGGCGGUGCUGGUGGUGGUGCUCCUAUGGGCGAUGAUAUGCCCGGUGGGGCCUCUGGGCAGUCCGGCGGGGCUGGGCCGAAGAUUGAGGAGGUCGACUGAGGACACUGAUUGGAGUUUGUGAAGUUUUUAUGUAGAAUGUGAUAUAACCCUUUGUUUUUUUUUUUUUCCUUCCUUUUUCCUUCUUAAAUUACGAGGAAUAGAAUGAUUUUUCUUUUUCUUUUGGGUGAAAAUUGUGAAGUUUGUAAUGUAUGUUUGAGAGACCUUGCAAUAAAAAUUUGAAUAUGCUUUUUCUCUAAA
This is a messenger RNA of Benincasa hispida (wax gourd), 2373 nucleotides long. Its product is annotated as heat shock 70 kDa protein. Gene Ontology annotation, molecular function: ATP-dependent protein folding chaperone; ATP binding. NCBI's taxonomy places the organism in Eukaryota, Viridiplantae, Streptophyta, Magnoliopsida, Cucurbitales, Cucurbitaceae. The record is from RefSeq and is a predicted model, not a curated record.